AUGGACCAGAUUUGGAUUAGGGGCUUAUCUUUUGUCUCUCUGUCGAAUCGUGAGGAUCUGCUUCUGAGAUUAAUCUUUGAUUGGAAUAAAGAGAUAAUAUUCGCGUUCUCAACGCAUGUCACACGCGAAUGGUUUCUUCUCCAUGGGGCGCCUGCAUCUGUUGUUGUGUUUGGAGUGUUGGGAGGAUCAGGGCUAUUGUUGUUGACUUGGCAAAAUUUCAUGGGCAAUCAUCGAACAUUAGUGAGCAUGAAGUGGCCGAAAAUUGCUUUAUAUACAUUAAUAUUUACCGCACAAAUAUAUUUCUGGUUUAUUGGAUUGUCCAAGUUAAAAUCUACAAGGACCGUGAUGUUAACACAAUAUGCAGACUUGUGGAGCAUGUCUUUUGUAGCGUACUUUGUUGGAAACAAUUCAUCAUCUAAUUCGACAUCGACGUCCCGGGGCGUUCAUUUUAUAAUUUCGACUGUUGUUUUAUCUUUUAUUGCAGAUUUAGAAACUCCCACAAAAUCGACAAUACUAUUGGCACAAGAUACGGACAAUUUCAGAAAAAAGGGUUUUCAUGAAAACAGCCCAAUUAAGAAUCUGAUCAUUGG
Messenger RNA from Acaulospora morrowiae, 590 nucleotides. The record is from the annotation of a GenBank genome assembly. Lineage: Eukaryota; Fungi; Glomeromycota; Glomeromycetes; Diversisporales; Acaulosporaceae.